AUGAGGCUUUUGAAAGAGGUUUUCCAGAGUGCAGGCAGGCAGCUAAAAAAAUUCAGAAGGGAGUUUUAUAAGCAUCCUUAUUUUCAGUCUUUAGGUCCUAAAGAAAUGCGGGUUAGGAUGUCGUGAGCAAAAUUGGCCGAUGGUCACAGAAUAAUGGAAGCUCUGUUUUGGUCUGGCUGGAUCAGGUUUUCAGGCCAUGAAAAGGCGGUCGGAAAAGACGCAUUUUAUUGGCCUUUUUACUCUAACCCACGGUAUAACCGCGAAAUCACAAAAUUCAUGUUUUCAUUCAGAGCAGAAGACAGCUCGAAUCGAAAUAUAAACAAUCUGAUGAUCAUAACAGGCCCUGAGUCUGCAGGAAAGUCUUGGCUACUGAAACACAACCUUGAGAAAUUCCGAAAGGCCACUCCUAACAAAAUCAACCCCUUUUUAGUAUAGAAGUUUCUUUUCAAUAGCGCGAUAAGGCUCAUUCCUAGGUUUUACCGGUUGAUCUUAAACAUAUGAAAACUUGCUAUUCUUUAUUCAUGGGGGAGAAAAAUAGCCUAAAUAAAGAAUUCUGCCUGAUCAAUCUCGAGAACUUGAAGAGAGGCUGUGCGAAAAAUUGACAUUUUGGUUCGUCAAAUGAAUCUGACGAGCCAAUUCUGGCCAUUACUUGAAAUGAAAAAUGGUAGUUGCCAGAAUUUUAUUAAUUUUUUGAUGGCGAGUAUGAUCAGAAUUUUAAUAAAUGGCACAGGAUCAGACAACUUAUUCCUUUCAAACCGAUCUAAUAAUUCCUUUGGUAAUAAUUACAACUGCUUUAUAAAAGUCAAAGUUUGUGCUAAGCGCUUGUUGCUCUUUACGAAGUUACUAAUGACGCAUAUGGUUUUCGUUAGAAAAUUAAAAUGGAGUUAAUAAUUAAAAACUUGUUGAUCGAGUUGUGUUUUUGCGGAAGGAUAGAUUUCUAAAUAAAUGAUGCCAAUUUAAUUAUGACUAACUGCUUUAUAAAAGCCAAAGUUUGUGCUAAGCGCUUGUUGCUCUUUACGAACUUUACUAAUGAUAUUAAAAUUUUAUUCUUAUAAUAUUUUUAAAUUUUUUUUUCAAAUGCUAAAAAAAUAAAAUUUUAAAAUAAUUAUAUCAAUAUAAAUAAAUUUUUUAUAAAAAAUUUUUAUAAAAUAAAAUAAUAAUUUUUCAAAAUUUAUUAUAUCUUUUAUAAAAUGGGACUUUAAUUUUAACAAUAUUUUUUAAUUGGGCUGUCUGAUCCUGUGCCAUUUUUAAAAUUCUGAUCAUACUUGCCAUCAGAAAAUUAAUAAAAUUCUGGCAACUAUCGUUUAUAAUUUCAAGUACCGCCAGAAUUGGCUCGCCAGAUCCAUUUGACGAACCAAAAGUGUAAAUUUGCAAAUAGCCUCUCUUUAAGUUCUCGAGAUUGAUCAGCCAGAACUCUUUAUUUUUACUGUAUGACUCUCUUACAAAGAAGGAACAUCAAAUUUUCAUGUUCCAAAGACCUUUUAGUCGAACCAGGAAGCACGCCUUAUCGCGCUAUUGAAGAGAAAGUUCUAUAUAUAUGGACCUGAAAUCCUGCCAUUCUUUGAGUUUUGAUACUUUUCUUGACAAUUAUGAAAAUACUUUUAUUGACUAUUUAUCAGCGAGAAGUGUAGAAAUGUUCAAAAAUCAACAGGUUUUGACCCCAGAAAGUGUUUUUGACGUGUUUUUCUUUAACCAUGAUAAGCUGUAUCAUGAGUUGAAGCUUUUUGAAAUCCUGCAGCAUGCUGUCAAAGGUGAAGGACUGCUGUGGAUUGACGAAGAAAGAAGAGAAGCUGUCAGAAAUAUACUAGGAAAAUGGGGGAAUAGGGUAUUUUUCAUGUAGAAAUACAAGGAAACUCCGAUAUUUGACUCAUGAAAUGAGCUCUGCAAAGCAUUAGCACCUCAGUACAAAGAGCUAGAAAGCCAGCAUGCAAGAGAAGUAAAAAGCGCAUUCAGCAUAUUCAGAAGCCUGCUAAUCCAAGAAGAGCACGAUGAGGCACCUCCUGCAUAUGAAGCUUCUUUAUACAGAACUGGGCUAAAAAUGCAUGACUUUCUGCUUGACGUUAUGAACCUGAUUGGAGGAUACCAUCAAAUGAGCUCUACCGAGGAAAAUAUUGAAUAUCCCCACGCCCUUAUCGUUUUAGGUAACUCUUAUAUAGAAAACCUGCAGUCAUUAACACACCUUGAAACCUGCGAAAAUCGAGCCAAAAACUUUUUUGAGCACCUUGCAGUGCGGCUUUAUAAUGAAGAAGCCUGGAGAGACCACAUCCCAGUGAUCAUCGAAUCCAACGAUAACGUCUACUUUAACACCCUGAUAUACGACGACCUCUCAAUUUUCGAGACUUCUUUUACGUCUAUUGAAUGAAAAGGGUAGCUUUUACAUAGCGUCGAAACCAAUAGUGACAUUCAAAACUGGCUUCAGCACAUUUUCAAUGAAAGACACUCAGAAAUAAUAGCAAAAGAAAUCGGAGGGAACAUCCACCAUCUUAGGAUCUUUACAGAAGGAAUUAUAAACUCCAAAGAAAAAGAGCCGAACUUCCUUGUGCACCUGAAAUGCAAAGGCAAAGAGUGGGACGAAGAGUAUAAUAAAUUCUUACAUAAGGUAAACAGCCUCUACCUAAGGGACGAAGUAGCCCAUCUUGUAGAAAAAAAUACAAUUGACCAUACUGUAAGCAAUAUUUAGAUCUUUAAUACAAUGGAAAAUUUUAUAUGAGCAAUUGGAGAAAUUAGAACUCCUGAAGCAGUAGGCGAAGAAAUAAAAAACAUGUCCAUCAUGCGAGCCAUGCUUAAAGCUGGGCUCCUUUAUGACGAAAAGCACAAUGAGUAUAUGCAAGUAUCCAGCCAUGUUUAUCACCAUUUCUUUAAAAGGUACACAGCUGAGAUUUGGAAAAAAAUGAGCAUUGUGGAUAAAAUUGAUUAUAGGAUGUGGAGAGUUUUUAACGGCUUCCGUUGGGUUGGUCUGCGCAUAAAAGGUAAUAGAGAAGAACACCAGAGAUUUGAAACUAUAAAAACCCAGAGAGAUUGGGAUGAGGACUUGUACUCAUUUAACUUGGGCAAAAGAGAAGAUCCACGUAGGUUUUCAAGGUACAGGAUGAUGGACGGAAAAUUAAACAACAUGCCUGCUCACUACGGCCCUCGCGGCAGAUGGAAAUUAAUUUUGUCCCCCCGCGUCCUUUUCAUGGGCCCUUUCCUAGCAUUUGCACAUGGUAUAAUGGGCUACCCUUACAAAUGGCUUCACCAGCCUUACCAAUACAUGAAAGAAGGUUCUACUGAGGUCUCCCCAGUUACAAGAUGGAUAAAAUGGCUCCACAGAAGGAGAGUCGUGCCAAGCAUCCUGCCUGACUAUAACGCUGAGUUCUACGGAGGCCAGUUUAAAGACGAGUUUGAAAAAGGACUGUUAAAGAUCGCCUAUAUGGACAAUAACCCCCAGAUGGUCACCAGGACCAUCAAAUGGCGAUAUGUAAGAAAGUGGGCAAAAAACCUAAGAGAACAGUUAAAAAAUAAAUCCUAG
Molecule: messenger RNA, 3508 nt
Organism: Blepharisma stoltei
Lineage: Eukaryota; Ciliophora; Heterotrichea; Heterotrichida; Blepharismidae
Source: the annotation of a GenBank genome assembly